AGUCACACACAGAAAAUAAAUCUAUCCAUUUCCUUCAGCUUUUCUUAUGCAUGAAAAAUGAUGACAAAAACAAAUAACAUCAGAGGAUGGAUUUUUGGUGAAAUUUAAAUAAAUAUAUAUUUUUAAUUCACCUGUCGCACAAACACAAGACUACCACGGGCUGCGGGUGAGUCUCCGCAGAUUACGCACGGUCACCUGACUGCGUGACAUCAGGCAGGUAUGAGAACCUGUGGGAGGGAACAGCGCUCGCAGUUAAAACACCAAGCACAAGGCGGAAGGAUCGCGCCCACUCUUCUCUUCUUUUCUAAACUUUGUUUUGGCAGUCAUGACUCGGACUAUGGGAUGGAUUCGUCUGUGUCUGAUUUUGUGUUUUGCACAUACUUGCCUGACAAUGCACCCAGAAACCAGAGGCUUCACUGGUAAUGAGACCAGCGAAGGGGUUUAUAUCAACCCCAGAGAUCAAGAAAUCCUGAGCAGCCGUCUCACAACCGUCUUUCUCCCAGUCAUCUACAUCAUUGUGUUUUUGGUGGGUCUCCCCACCAAUGCCUUGGCAAUCUGGGUCUUCCUCUUCAGGACCAAGAAAAAACACCCGUCUUCUAUCUACAUGGCCAACCUGGCUCUGGCUGACCUGCUGUUUGUCAUCUGGCUCCCCUUAAAAAUAGCCUACCACUUCAACGGCAACAACUGGAUCUAUGGAGAUGGAUUAUGCAAAGUGCUUGUAGCAUUUUUCUAUGGCAACAUGUAUUGCUCAGUUGCCUUUAUUGCUUGUAUAAGUGUUCAGCGUUAUUGGGCAGUGGUUCAUCCACUGUCUCAGCAGCAGAGGAGCAACUGUGUAGCUGUUUCUGUCUCAAUCACUGUCUGGGUGGUGGUCUGGCUCACCAGCAUCCCUCUGUAUCUGUAUGAUCAAGAAGUUCGUGUAGCAGGCCUCAAAAUCCUGACCUGCCAUGACGUCACCAGGCCCUCUCAGAAGCAGAUUGCAGCAGGCUACUUCCUUACAAUGGGAACGCUGGGAUUUAUCGUCCCCACAGUUGUGUGCAUCAUAUCAUAUGUUCUCAUGCUGAAGGCUCUCAAGAACAGCAUGACGGAUCCUACCAUUGCCAAGAGGCGCAAAAAGGCUGUGGUCCUGAUCGUCACAGUGCUGAUCAUGUUUUUACUGUGCUUCGCCCCCAGUAAUAUCAUGCUGCUGGUGCACUACAGCCUCCUGCUGAAAGGGGCUAACAACAACUUGUACGGGUUUUACAUCACAACCCUGUGCUUGUCCAGUCUCAACAGCUGUUUUGACCCUUUUGUUUACUACUUCAUCUCUGAAGACUUCAGGGGGCACGUGAAGAACACGUUCCUCUGCAGGAGCGAGAGGACAGUGGAGAGGAUGAGGGUCUCCUUCAGCGCUUUGAAGUUCUCCAAAAAGAGCAACACGUAUACGUCUGAGUCGGGGAACACGCGGAGCACUGACUGUUAGCGGAGCGAGAACUUCCUGGUUUGUUACAUCUGAAGAAGUCAGCCUGACCUCCUGAAAGUUUUGUGUUGCUCAAGUUACUGAUUUUGGACAUUUUUAAGUACAUUUUGUUUUAAUAUAUAUAAAAUAUAUUUAAUGCUGUCUUUAUUUGAUUUAUCUGGGAUGUGAACAGUUUUUUUGAAAUGUGUUUAAAUGUGUGCUGUAAUUUUAUUGACAGGAACUCUCUGAGACUUUGCUUAUAAAUGAGCCAUAUUAAGCAUAUAUUGCACAAUAUGAUGUCAUGUUUUUUUUAAAACC
Messenger RNA from Archocentrus centrarchus (flier cichlid), 1753 nucleotides. It is a transcript of the gene f2rl1.1, whose product is annotated as coagulation factor II (thrombin) receptor-like 1, tandem duplicate 1. Gene Ontology annotation, cellular component: plasma membrane. The record is from RefSeq and is a predicted model, not a curated record. Gene Ontology annotation, molecular function: thrombin-activated receptor activity. Lineage: Eukaryota; Metazoa; Chordata; Actinopteri; Cichliformes; Cichlidae. The coding region runs from base 326 to 1459 and encodes 377 amino acids. Gene Ontology annotation, biological process: thrombin-activated receptor signaling pathway; positive regulation of Rho protein signal transduction; blood coagulation. The transcript is spliced from 2 exons.